GCAGGGUCUGCGCACUAGCGCCCAGUCUGCCCCGACGAGUGCAACACAAACAGUAUCCGAGUGUGCUUGACGUAUCCGCGAUCUAUGUCGAGGCUUCGGGCUCCCAAGUGCGAGCAGCAGCAGAGAGACGACUCUUCGCGACCCCCAAGCACAUCUCGCAACGGCGGUGUCACCCGCCUCCGGUGGUGGACGAACGGCGGCAUUCAACGGUGUGAUGACACGCGCACGGCGUCCCAGAGUUAGGUAAUGGUAACGACGAAUAUGGAGAUCACAGUUUCGGGGCUCGCGACGAUGGCCGAGGCGAACGCGACUGACGAUAGCCACGAGGCGGUGAUGCUGCGCAGGCCACGCACCAGCGAGGAUUUCUUUCUCUUCUGCACCUAUGUCCUGGAGUAUGAGAACUACCCAGCCAACACAGUUGAGGUUAAUGAUGGCAGAAAUACAACAAAUCCCAGUCCGCCGCUGGACAGUUCGGGUAGCUCGGUGAACUCAGAAACAACCAGCACUCACAGCACGUCCAGCCGCGACGAAAAUGAAAAAGUGAGCGGUGAGGAAGACUCUGAUGAGGAUGGCGAUGCCGCCGAUUCGUACAACAAUGUGUCGUGCUUCUGUGGUAAACCCUUUGCGGGCAGGCCGAUGAUUGAAUGCUCGAUUUGUUUCACCUGGAUACACUUGUCCUGUGCCAAGAUAAAGAAAUCAAAUAUACCAGACGUUUUUCAUUGUGCCAUGUGUAAAUCUAAUCGAAAGCGACGCUCGGAGUCGCCGACUCUCAACACCACGUCGACACCAUCGACGCUAGAUAAAAGCAAGCGCUCCAAGAAGGCGACGUAGGAGGCAGUGAGAGUGCGCGCCGACGGGGGAAGUGUAAAUAAUUUUAUACCGACACGCGCUAAACAAAACUUAUUCUUAAUUAGUUCAUUUUUUACAAUUAAGUUUGUGCGCCCUUUUUGCAAGCAAGCAAAACUGGGCAGGACAGUCUCGCGGUGUGUGGCGAAAUGAAAGCAAAGAAUCUAAAUGUGUAUAAUAUGUAAAUACUCUAAUUAAGUCAAUCAUCCAUUUUGUUUUACAUUUGCGUUUUCUUCGAGAUUUGUUAUUGAUUCUAUUGAGCAGUCGUUGAGAAUGAGAUUGGUGAUACAUACAUGUGAUAGCUAAUCGAAAACCAGAGCUCAUCAAAAACAAAAGAAUAACAAACAUUUUAUAAUCUACAUGCAAAGUAAAACUAUUUUAAACAUUUUGAGAUACAAAACGUAAAUCACCAAAAAUUUAAAGAUGACUAUAUUGUUAUUUCUGUAAAAUAAUGUUUUAACAAAAAAAAUGAGAAAAGUUAACGAAAAAUAUCUCAGUGCCUGGUAGACUAAGUAAUUAGAAUAUCAACGCCAUUAGCAAAAUGAAAACAAGUACGAAACCAAAAUGGAAGUUACAUUUACGUUUGUGAAGCAUUUCUUUGAGGUUAUGGCAUGCGAUUGUUGUGCGAAAUUAUUAAUUGUUAGACGUUCGACUUGAAUUUAAAAAAUGAUGAAACUUACCGAUGUGAGAAAAAUUUGAGUAAGAACAUUGUCCAAACACACAACAUAUACUGGUAUAUUGUUGAUUGGGCUAUAGCAAACAGAAAAACAAAAUGGAGUUUAUAAACAAACGAGUAAUGACAGAGUUUGAAAGAUUUAUGAGAGAGAGAGAGCGGAAACAAAUGUGAUUUUAAUAGAUAGAUAGGAGUCUACUAAGAAAUUGUAUGUAAUGAUUUAUCUAUUAAUACGAUUUGAGUAAAAA
Molecule: messenger RNA, 1767 nt
Organism: Dalotia coriaria
Lineage: Eukaryota; Metazoa; Arthropoda; Insecta; Coleoptera; Staphylinidae
Exons: 5
Coding region: 247-831 (194 amino acids)
Source: RefSeq, a predicted model, not a curated record